GAUUUUACCAAAUAUAAUUUUGAAUUACAAAACAAUGAUCCAACAGCGUUCUCAUAUCGUAGUUAGUAUUUAUUCAGUAACAUUCGUUUGUAAUACUGUGUGGACAUGGCAACUCAAAGAGAUCCAGAUGAUGAUCUAGCAUCUUUAUCUUAUAUUAAAAGAAAUAUUAUUGCAACAUGCAAUAUUUGUAAGAAAAAGUUUUACGGUCCUUGUCGGAAGGAAUUAAUGAAGACGCACAUUAGUAAUCAUAGAAUUGGUGAUAAAAUUACAUUCUUGAAUUAUCGAGAAAUUUUUUUACGUCGUUAUUUCACACAAGAAGCAUUUGUUGAAAAAUGCAAAAUUUGUAAUGCAAGAAUUAAUUUAGCACGUCCUAGGUUAGCUAAAGAGCUUCAUCUACGUAGACAUCAAAAUAUAAUAUCAAAGAUACGAGAAGAAAUUAAACAAAGCUGGGUAUCACAACAUUUCAUGUUCGACAAGGAUUUAGCAGAUUAUAAGACAAAAUGUAUUAAUUGCGGUUGUGUUUUUGUCAUAUUUCUCGGAACGGAUGGCUUAGAAGAACAUUUGCCUGAAGAAAUCGCAAGUAUAAGUUAUCAACAAGCUAAUACAGAUUCGCAAAUUCCAAAAAACAAAAGAGAACAUGAUGAUUCAACUGACGACGAAUGAGUGAUGACUGAUGAUUAACAUAAAUUUAAUUAUGGAUUCUGUACGUACUAUUUACGUAUUACAAUGGACCGCUUGACUCUCUUGAUUCUGAUAUAAUACAAGCAGGAAUAUGCCAAUUUUUGAAAAGAAAAUAUUUUUGUAACAUAAAACGAUUUUACAAUUUUUAAACAUCAACUUUUUUACAAACACAAACAUUAUGAAAAGUUUCUUCUAUAAUAUGAUAUAGUCAAUAUUAAUGAAUAUUUAAAUUAUUAUGUUAUUAAACG
Pogonomyrmex barbatus (red harvester ant) is the source of this 929-nucleotide messenger RNA. RefSeq lists its product as uncharacterized. The record is from RefSeq and is a predicted model, not a curated record. Lineage: Eukaryota; Metazoa; Arthropoda; Insecta; Hymenoptera; Formicidae.